Molecule: messenger RNA, 1449 nt
Organism: Durusdinium trenchii
Lineage: Eukaryota; Dinophyceae; Suessiales; Symbiodiniaceae
Source: the annotation of a GenBank genome assembly
AUGGAGUGCACGGUGGCCGCCCGCUUGGCAUGCAGCGGCGAGCUGCUCACGGUCGUUGACAUGAACAUGGAUGAGACCGUUGCAAGCCUUCGGAAUGCGAUUGCAGAGACGGCGCGGGAAAGCUGCUCCAUGUGGCUCUUGGCUUCCGGGCGCUUGCUCUUGGAUGGCGAGCUGCUGCGUGACACCCUGACGCGCCCCGAAGAUGGCAGGUUCGCUGUGGACAUCGUCCGUUGUGAGCCGCAACCAGCGCUGGCGGCACCGCCUGCCGCUCCGACGAACGUGCGGCUGUUCCCACGCUGCGCGCUGACAGGCGAAGCCUUGGGCGAAGUGCAGCUCUGGCCACUGGACACGCUGAGCGCCUUGCGCGAGGCCGUGCGACGGCGCCUUCCCGAGGAGGAUGAAGGCCCUGUACAGCUCUUGCUGGGUGAGCAUUGCCUGGCCGGGCCCAUCUCGCUGGCCAGCGCUGGCUUGAGGGAUGGCAUGGUCUUGGAGGUCUUGCGCUGCGAAGCUCGCGCGCUCUUCACCGCCUCCGCCGACCACACGGUACGGCUCUGGGAUGCGGAGCUGGGGACCCACCUUGGCACGCUGCCACAAGGUGAGUGGGCGACCUCCUUGGAGUUCCAUGUGGACACGUCACGCCUGGCGGUGGGACUCUUCGACUGCAGCGUGAAGAUUUGGAGCUACGACGGCGGCUUCUCUUGCGAGAGGACGCUGAAUGGCCACCGGGGCCCUGUGAUGUCUGUGGCCUUCAGUGGAGACGGGCAACGCUUGGCCAGCGGCUCCUUUGACCACACGGCCAAGCUUUGGAGUCUUGAGGAUGGCCGUUGCCUGCGCCGCUUCGACGGCCACAGCGACGGCCUCACUGGGGUGACCUUCGGCGACGAAGGCCUCCUGAGCGCCUCCGUGGACAGCAGCUGCAAGCUCUGGCGCUUCGACGCCCAGUCCGCCGCGUGGAGCGCCGAGCACCCAGAUGAGGUGAACUCCGUGAAGUUUACGAAGAAGGAGUGCCGAGUCGUGACGUCCUGUGGGGAUCACCAUGUCCGACUGUGGGAUGGAAAGACCGGAACUUUGCUGCAACUGCUCAGUGGUUUCCCCUCCACUGUCUCUGCGGCGGUCUUCUCUCCCAACGGCUGCCUGGUAUGCGCUACCGGAGCUGAUGGGCAGGCACGGCUUUGGGACCUCACUGGAGAGCUUUUGUGGACCACACCACGGCAGCAUCAAGAUGUGAGCACCUCUGUGGCCUUCUCGGCAGACGGCCAGUGUGUGGCCACCACCAGCAGUGAUGGCACGGCGCGACUGUGGAACAUCGAGUCACAGCGCUGCGAGUUGGUCUUGACAGGCCAUCAAGACGCCGUGAUGGCCGCCUGCUUCGUGUGUCGCAGCGACCUCGAGGUUAGGAAAAGGUCCGGUCGUCUCCCGGACCGUUGUGCCGUUGUGCCGGGGGUGUGA